GGGCUGUGCUGCUGGAGCUGAUGGUUCAGUAUUACGGCUGAAGUCCUCUUGGUGACGCUCUGCUGACAUCACUGAUAUGCCCCGCUCAGCUCUCCUGCAUCAGUCACACACGGAGCUCCUCCGACGCUCACACACUCUGCCCACACUUUGUUUCCAUUUCAGCUCCAGUCUCGCCGUGGCCAAGACGCACCAUCACACACACGCACACAACCCGCCUGCGGGCUAUAGCCUAUAGCUACCUGUGCGCACUGCGGCCAGUCCCUUCUUCCGGUCAGAAACAGAUCCAAAGAGAGAGAGAGAGAGAGAAACUAAAACACUGGUCCAGGCUGAAGAGGAGGAACACACACUCAGAGACAGGAGGGGAAGAGAAGCCGCAACUUGGCUGAUUUCAACCCAGGCGGUCUGAACUUCUCGGCUCAUCGGAGAAGGAAUUAUUCGGAGCCCGGGUUGCCCCCCCCGACACACACACACACACACAGCGCUGUUGUGGAUAUUUAGAAGAAUGGCGAGAGAUUACGCCGCACGCUGCCCGGUCUCUCCGGUGAGAAUUACUUGGCUGGUGGCAGCAGCGAUCCUCCUCGCAGCCCAAGGUAUCGCGGCUCAGAAAGUGCGAGUCGACGAGGAAGUGGAGGCGAAUCCUGCGGAGUCUGUUGAUCUCCGCUGCCAAUUUAUCGAUGGAGGAGGCCGAACCAAACUCACCCAGGUGUCUUGGAUAUGGGAACCCAUCGAUGGCCAAAGGGACAACAUCGCUGUGUACCACCCUAUCUACGGACAGAGUUUCCCCAACCCGUCCUUCAAGGACCGUGUCAUCUUCCUCCACAACAGUCUGGAGAACCCGUCCAUCAGGAUUUCUCAGCUCAAAAUGUCCGACGCCGGCCGGUAUACCUGCGAGUACGCCACCUACCCCUCUGGAAACGAACAAGCGACGACCACCCUCAUCAUGCUUGCCAAGCCUAAGAACUCAGCCAACGUUGUGACCGUCCAGGCCGGGACCAAGUCGGUGGUGGUGGCCCAAUGCGAGGCGGCGGAAGGCAAACCGGCAGCAACCAUCAAGUGGCUGCCGUCGGUCGGAGGCAACCACUCAACCAGCACCACGAACGGGCCGGACGGCACGGUGACGGUGCGCAGCGAGUAUCGGCUGGUUCCCACGCCGGCAGAUAACGGCAGGGAAGUGACCUGCGUCGUUGACCAGAGGACCCAGCAGCAGCCGUGGGUUUACCCUGUUAAGCUCUCGGUGGAAUUCCCCCCCUCUGUGUCCAUAGAGGGCUACGACAACAACUGGUACGUCGGCCGUUCGGGCGCCGCGCUGGUCUGCAUGGCCAACGGCAACCCUCCGCCCACCAUUGUCACCUGGACCGCGGCGUCCGGUGCUCUGCCAGACUCGGUGGAGGUGAGCGGCAACAAGUUGAUGGUGAGGAAGGUGGACGACGCCGUCAACACCACUUUCAUCUGCGAGGUCAAGAACAAGCACGGGGCCAGCAAAUUCCAGAUCACCACCAUCGUCAUCGAAGCCCUGGAGGAUCCGUCAAGUGCCAGCGUUGUGGCGGUCGCCGUGAUCUGCUCACUCCUGGCCCUGCUAUUGGUUGUCACGCUCGUUGCCGUUCUCCUGACCCGGAGUCGCCGGCGGCAGAGGCGCGGCUUCCCCAGCAGCGGGGACUCCAUAGCGGCCGGCAGCGGUGGCAGCAACGGCGGCGACUAUGGCAACAAAGCCUGCCUGCUCUUCAGCGGGACUGGCAACGAUGGCAGUAAGAACGGGACGGGCGGCAACAACAAUGGGCCCGUGCCCAUCUACACGUACCGCGAGGGCUGCGACGCCACGGGGACUCUAACGGAAAAGGCCAAUAACUACCACCAUCAUCAUCUCCACCACGCCUCGAUGGGCAACCCAGCCUCCGCCCACGACAUCCUCCUUAGCGGCGAGAUAGACGAAGCUGAGAGGAGGAAGUUCGACCUGGACGACAGCAUGGAGGAAGAGUACGACCGGUUUGGAGGCAUCGGGGGAGGCGGGGACAUGCUACCUCCAGCCUAUCACGUCCACAGAGGCCGCGGCAGGGAAGAAGAAAUGGACGUGUACCUCGACGACGACAUGGAGUCUCAGAGAGACGGCUCUGUCAUUUCCCGGACUGCCAUUUAUGUCUGAGGACGGAAGAGAGGGCUGGAAAUAGGGAAAGGAGACGUGGAUGGAAGAAGUGGUGAGUUGGAGCCAGCCUUCUUCCCCACCAAAAUAAAUCAACAUCGCUUCUAUCGGCUAAACACCUUCCCGCUUCACAUUCAACCCGAUUAAAGAGAUGGCAUCAAUUACAUCCUCUCUCCGCUUGGCCCCGACUGUGUAAUAUUAUAAAAAGAGGAUUAAAAGAAAAGUGGUAAAAAAGAAAACAAAGUCAAGUUGAAGCUGAUGAAGGAAAAUGUGUUAUGGCAGUAGUGGACUGUGGCUGAACAUGUGACUGAAUGUGUUUAAUCGCGGAGACGGAUUUUGUUCGGUGUCAGCCAAAUAAAACAAAACGAAAAGAAGAAAAAAAAAAAACGACUGCAAAAAGCCAACAAAAACCACGGCAACUCCUGAUGCGACGCUGCUUGAUGCUACGCUCUCGUUUCGUCAGCUUUGCCAGUGUGUGAUUGUGUUGAGUGGACUACAUUGUUUGUGUUUUAUACCUUCGCAGAGCCAUUCAAAAAUCGCCUUCCUGUUUCAAAAAUAAAUUAGAAAAAAAAAUAAAAAAAACCUUCAUCAACAUGUCGAACUCCACAUCAAACCGUCCAAACGGCUUCUGUGGAUAGUGCCACUGUGCUGCGUACUCUUCGUUUUUAAAACUUGAAAAGCCAAACUUGUCGCCCUGGCGACAAUGAUGGAGUUUCUGUUCAUCCCAGUGACAGCUUAUCUUUUUCGGGCUUACGUACAGUGACCCUGGGUUCCUGCCCCCACCCUGUGACACCACCUGGAUUCCUGAUGGGUGCCGCUGGAGCGAGGGCCACUGAACUGAGAAACAUAAAAGACUUAACAGUGUGUGCUAAUGUGUGGCUGGCUGUGGUGUUAAUGAUGUGCAUCGUUUAUAUAUUGGGCGCCAGUUGUCGUCGUCGUUGUUGUUGUUGUUCUCGUUGUAGAUGCUGUUGUUGUUGUUUUUUGAUGUUGUGUAAUGGUGUUGAUCUCGCUAAGCAAAAGACACACCGGGAGCCUUGGGGGUUUCACACAGUACCACAUUGGGUCGGUAAUGACUCAUUUAAUGGGUAAAAACUCCACCGACUCUAUUUUUUCCCCUUUUUAAAUCUCUUCUCAUUUCCUCUUUCUUUACUCCUCUGUCUUUUUCUUUUCUUCUUUCUGUUCCACAUGCGUCCUGCAAAAUUUGUGUGUUUUGCUGACGCUCUGUCCCCACACACAUUACAUCUCUCUCUCUCAUUCUGCUCUUUCUUUAGAUACAUAAUGGCCGGCUUAGACGAGUGCCGCAAUGACUGUGUGCAGGGAGAAGGGGAUAACUUGUAUUUAUAUUCCUAUCUGGGUCGCAUUCAGCGAGGCAAAAUAUUCACCGGCUUUGUUGGAGGCUGCUGUAUUUCAUGUAUUCAUUUUCCAUGUCCUGCAGAAUGUUCUUAAGCUAUGUACCAGAUUAUUCCAUGUUCUGUAUUGCGAUUGGAUGGAAAGACACAUUUAAAGAGUGGAAGUGAAACAGGCUAAAUGAAAUCCCAAACUCCCAGACCUUUGUUUGUUGUACACUGACAAAACUGUUUCUCUUAAAAUACGUGACAACGUCUGCUGACAAGGUGGGCUUGUUUUUGUCUUUGAUGAGAUCUCUCACUGAACAUUAAGAUAGUUGACUGCAAAACUGGAUUGGAAAGUUGCAAUUUUUAAUUUUGACGAUUUGGAGACUGAAUGACAGGUAAUUAAUUAGCGGUACUUCUUUGAAUAGAUAUUAUUUGCAACACAUUUUCUAAUGCAUAACUCAGCUCUUAUGUUUCUGGAACACAUUUGCCUUAUUGAGUCCCAGCUUUUUCCUACUCAUCGUUUUUUUUUUUUUUUCUUUCUUCAGGGCACCGAAUUGGCAAUUUCUCAAUUAACUGUUGAAUUAUAUCACUUUUCUAUUUAAUGUCAGGAUGAUUGUGCGGUGACACAGGGAGGCUCUGGGUGGGGGAAAUCUCUGCAUCACAGGCACACUUCCUUGGAGAUGUAGAGCCUGUUAAAGUUAGAAAAAAAAAAGAGAUGUGACCAAGGCCACAGUUAAAAUGAAAUGGAAGAAGAGCAAACUAGACUGGUGUUGCAUGCUUCAGCAGCUGAAUCGAGCACACACUCUGCUUUA
Perca fluviatilis (European perch) is the source of this 4283-nucleotide messenger RNA. It is a transcript of the gene pvrl2l, whose product is annotated as PVR cell adhesion molecule related 2 like. The transcript has 7 exons. The record is from RefSeq and is a predicted model, not a curated record. NCBI's taxonomy places the organism in Eukaryota, Metazoa, Chordata, Actinopteri, Perciformes, Percidae. Bases 503 to 2140 code for a protein of 545 amino acids.